This is a messenger RNA of Danio rerio (zebrafish), 3129 nucleotides long. It is a transcript of the gene rbpjb, whose product is annotated as recombination signal binding protein for immunoglobulin kappa J region b. Gene Ontology annotation, molecular function: RNA polymerase II cis-regulatory region sequence-specific DNA binding; DNA binding; DNA-binding transcription activator activity, RNA polymerase II-specific. The record is from RefSeq and is marked provisional. Gene Ontology annotation, biological process: epithelium development; regulation of DNA-templated transcription; regulation of transcription by RNA polymerase II. NCBI's taxonomy places the organism in Eukaryota, Metazoa, Chordata, Actinopteri, Cypriniformes, Danionidae. Gene Ontology annotation, cellular component: transcription regulator complex; nucleus.
UGGAAGGGUCUGGGAGAGGAGGAUCUCGCGAGUCUUGGAGUUUUGGUGAGAGUUUGUGGAAGAUGGCGCCUGUUGUGACAGGGAAGUUUGGGGAGCGCCCUCAACCACAGCGCCUGACGAGAGAAGCCAUGCGAAAUUACCUGAAGGAACGAGGAGACCAAACUGUGCUCAUCCUACACGCUAAAGUUGCACAGAAAUCAUACGGCAAUGAAAAAAGGUUUUUCUGUCCUCCCCCGUGUGUAUAUCUGAUGGGCUGUGGAUGGAAGAAGAAGCGGGAGCAGAUGGAGCGAGACGGCUGUUCAGAGCAGGAGUCUCAGCCCUGCGCAUUCAUCGGCAUCGGGAACAGCGAGCAGGAGAUGCAGCAGCUCAACCUAGAGGGGAAGAACUAUUGCACAGCCAAAACAUUGUACAUCUCAGACUCAGACAAACGCAAGCACUUCAUGCUGUCAGUGAAGAUGUUUUACGGGAACAGCGCAGACAUCGGCGUCUUCCUCAGCAAGAGGAUCAAGGUCAUCUCCAAACCUUCCAAAAAAAAACAGUCCCUCAAAAAUGCAGACCUCUGUAUAGCAUCAGGAACGAAAGUGGCGUUGUUUAACCGGCUUCGCUCACAGACGGUCAGCACACGUUACCUGCAUGUCGAGGGAGGAAACUUUCACGCCAGCUCGCAGCAGUGGGGAGCCUUUUUCAUCCACCUCUUGGAUGAUGAAGAGUCGGAGGGAGAGGAGUUCACUGUUCGAGACGGAUACAUUCACUAUGGACAAACUGUCAAACUGGUGUGCUCCGUGACUGGCAUGGCUCUUCCUAGACUGAUCAUCCGUAAGGUGGAUAAGCAGACGGCCUUGCUGGAUGCAGAUGACCCCGUCUCGCAGCUGCAUAAGUGUGCCUUUUACCUGAAGGAUACGGAAAGGAUGUACCUGUGCCUUUCUCAAGAGAGGAUCAUCCAAUUUCAAGCUACUCCAUGCCCAAAGGAACCAAAUAAAGAGAUGAUAAAUGAUGGUGCCUCCUGGACAAUCAUCAGCACUGAUAAAGCAGAAUACACCUUCUAUGAGGGCAUGGGCCCCGUACACACACCUGUCACACCUGUGCCUGUGGUCGAGAGCUUACAGUUGAAUGGUGGUGGAGAUGUAGCCAUGCUGGAGCUCACAGGACAGAACUUCUCUCCAACUCUGCGGGUGUGGUUUGGUGAUGUAGAGGCAGAGACCAUGUACAGGUGUGGAGAGAGCAUGCUGUGCGUCGUCCCAGACAUCUCCGCGUUUCGGGAGGGCUGGCGGUGGGUUCGACAGCCAGUGCAGGUGCCUGUGACGCUGGUCCGAAAUGAUGGUAUCAUCUAUUCCACGACACUCACGUUCACAUACACCCCUGAACCUGGCCCACGACCACACUGCAGCGCCGCUGGCGCCAUCCUACGAACGGGCAGUGCCAGUUUACUCUCAAUAAGCGGGAACAGCACAGGAGGGAAUGGAGAAACAGCUCCAUAUGGCACCAAUAAUGCCGUCACGGCAUCAUCCUCUAAUGCAGCCGCCGCUGUGGUGUUAUAACACACAAACUCACCGUAUGUGAAACUAAGACUAGAAACGUUGUAAAAGUGCUGCAUAUUGAAUUUCAAAGAUAAAUCCCUUAAAAGUGGAGACGGAAAUCAAGGAAUUGAUCAGUGAAAAGGCUAAACCUGUGGAGAGGACUAAAUAUUUGAAAUGGAUCUUCAGCGCCCUCUUGUGGUUUGGUGCUAGUAAUAGCCGGUUUGGUGCUAGCAUUAGACAAUGCCUGAGAGAAACACCAGCACCUUUAAACAGGUGUUGAAGACCGGAAGACAAGAUUCAUCAGCCGUGCGCAAAAUGCAUUGACUGAAAAUGGUUUUCUUUCAGUCUGUGUAUAAAAGCCUGAGAGGUCAAAACUCUUCGGAAAAGGGUCCCGUUGAAAUUGUGAGAUAACCCUUUUUAAUGGACCAAGGAUAUUGUAUAAGCUUUAGUAAAGGUACAUUUUUCCCCCCUCCAUACCUUUUUAUAUCAAAUGUUAUAAUUGUACGCUUUUGUUACCAAAUAGGUUGUGCCCCACCUCUGAGCUUGGUUUUGUUGGUUUUCUGUAUAUAGAUACUUUCAUAUACACCCGUUCGCUUGGACACCUUCGGUUUUGAUACUUUGUAUUUUGUAAUACCUUUUCGUUUUUCAUUCAUUUGGAAGAAACUCAGAGGGCCUGUUUUUUAUCAUUGGUUUUUAUGAACUCUUUUAAAAGAAAAAAAAAAGCUUUAAGCAAUGCCUCUGCCUUGCCUGCAUUACGAUAUGCGCUACGCUUCCUUUAAGCAUUUCAUCACUGACAUGUCUAGAUCUCACGAAAGGAACGACGCCAUCUUUCUGUGUCUUAUUCGGGAAACUAGAAAACACACAAUAUACUGCAUAUAGAAGCUUUGGAUGCAACGUGUCUCUUCAAUACGGUAGCCGUAGAGUAGUUUUGUUCUAGAGCACAUGUAGGAUAUCCCACAUAUCAAUAUCAGAGAGUUUACUGUAGUUUGUGACGUUCAAGUUCUGACCGACUCCUAAAGUUUCAGUGCCGUUUUAUAACGUUGAACAUCCAGUGUUUUGUCUUCCUAAACAUUUUUUUAAAUUCGGUCCUAAGGGGACGAUUUGGAGACGUGUCUACCAUUAGAUGUGGCCUUACUGGAACAAAGGUUCCCUGUUUAGUUCACCACCUUCAAAAGGAGGUUUACAAACAUGACCCGAGGAACCAAGCCUUGCAUUUUGAACAUUUUACAUGCGAUUUUUGUGAUAUUUAAACUUUCUAAAUUUUCAUUUUGUUGUUCGGAUUUAGAAGAUUUAAAUGUGUUAUAGAUACAAACAUGCCCAAAGAUAUUAUAUUGCAUUAUUGUCUCUUUUUAUUUUUGAAAAGUAUGUCUGGAUUUGUGGCCUACCGCACACCAAAAGUAGGAAGCUUUACUCCGUUGGUCAUUGAUGUGUUUAUCGUGGCCUUGGUGUCUCAACUAGUAGACUAGUAUUAAUGACAAAAAAAAAAACUAGCUCUAAUCAACUCAUCAACCAGCACUAAUAGUGUUUUGUGAUUUUCUUUUUUAUGUACAGUAAUUUAACUUUUGAAUAUUAUGCGUCCAUUUGUAGAAAAAAAAAACUAAAGAUAAAAAAA